AUGAGAUUCAGGGUGAGGGGAAAUCUUAGCCCUAGGUAUAUUGGGCCUUUUGAGAUCCUCCAUACAGUUGGUGAGGUUGCAUAUGAGUUGGCUCUACCUCUAGUAUUCUCAGCUAUCAACCUAGUUUUCCAUGUUUCAAUGUUGCGCCGGUAUGUUCCUGAUGAGUCUCAUGUGCUUCAGUAUGAUGCAUUAGAGCUAGAUGACUACUUGACUUUCAUGGAAGAGCUAGUUACCAUACUAACCAGAGAUGUGUGCCAGUUGCGUUGGAGAGUCAUCCCUAUGGUUAAGGUCCGUUGGAGGCAUCGUCUAGUUGAUCAGGCUACCUAG
This is a messenger RNA of Solanum tuberosum (potato), 327 nucleotides long. RefSeq lists its product as uncharacterized. NCBI's taxonomy places the organism in Eukaryota, Viridiplantae, Streptophyta, Magnoliopsida, Solanales, Solanaceae. The record is from RefSeq and is a predicted model, not a curated record. The transcript has a single exon. The coding region runs from base 1 to 327 and encodes 108 amino acids.